Molecule: messenger RNA, 1089 nt
Organism: Trypanosoma brucei brucei TREU927
Lineage: Eukaryota; Euglenozoa; Kinetoplastea; Trypanosomatida; Trypanosomatidae
Exons: 1
Coding region: 1-1089 (362 amino acids)
Source: RefSeq, a predicted model, not a curated record
AUGACACCAACAGUAACCCCUCUACAGUUACCUAAGAGGGAGGGAGUGAAGCCCUUUCCCGAUGCACCGUUAGGAGGAGCGGCCGUAGAGCCGCAUGCACUGCCUCCAAAGCCAAGAACCCGGGCUUCCAGCGUAAACGAUGGGAGGAAAAAGACGACCAGCUACCCUUCGUACAUGAAUCCACUGAAGCUCCCCACGAAAGCUAUCGUCUGGACAAACAAGCCCCCAGUUAAGCCCAACAAAAUUUCCGUGUCACUUGAAAACUUUGAGGAUGCUCCGAGAAUCAAAGGUGUUUUUAACAGUCCUCGAAGCCUCAAGGCGUGUGAGAUCGCAGUCGUUGAUCCACGCAACCUGCUAAAGCGCCCUCUCUCUCACUUUGAAGGAAAGGGUGUCCCCGAAACCCUUGCGCAGAUGCGGCACACAUACUACGAAAACAGAAGGAAAACUAAAUUGGAGGAAGUGCGCCGGAUUCGUGACGGACUACCUGUUGAGGUUCCUCAGGAAAAAGAGGAUGAACAAACUAACGUCAAUGGGCGAACCCCCUCAGUCAAUAAUGGUCAUCGGGCCCCACUACUAAGGGAGAGAAGUCCCCCACCAAUGGUCCGCCAGAGAACGCCUAUGCGUCGCUCUACGUCCUUUGGUUUCUGUUCUCGCAGCAGCAGCAGCGCUCCAUAUAAGGUUGGAGGGGAGAAACCUUAUCCUCCCUCACGAAGAACCACGUUGCACGGCGCUGACGGGCGUUCCCCGUCAGUGGGCGCCCUGAAGGUUCUGAAUCGCGCGAUGAGUGAGAACCGUUCCCUCUCCGCCGCGGAUUACGACAUGCUAAGGCGCAUUGAGGAGCGUGAGGAAAGAGCAAACGAGGCCAGGCAACGUGCGGAGGAGAUGGAGGCGGCCCGUGAAAGGGAGUUGCUAGAGAGAGGGCUCCGGAAAGAACUUCACGGAAUCAAUAAGCUCAUCGAGAGGGAAAACGAGAGGAUCAGCGCCGUGCAGAUGCGCCGGCAGAAACUGGAAAUGCGGUUGCAGCAAGCGCGUGAGCGCCAGAAGCGGAGCGAAGAGGAACGUCUCGGCCAGUGGAACGCUAAGCGCUAG